Messenger RNA from Hibiscus syriacus, 1369 nucleotides. RefSeq names its product probable indole-3-pyruvate monooxygenase YUCCA4. The record is from RefSeq and is a predicted model, not a curated record. Gene Ontology annotation, molecular function: N,N-dimethylaniline monooxygenase activity; NADP binding; flavin adenine dinucleotide binding. The coding region runs from base 137 to 1369 and encodes 410 amino acids. The transcript is spliced from 3 exons. Gene Ontology annotation, cellular component: endoplasmic reticulum membrane. Lineage: Eukaryota; Viridiplantae; Streptophyta; Magnoliopsida; Malvales; Malvaceae. Gene Ontology annotation, biological process: auxin biosynthetic process.
AGAAAAAAAUAAAACAGGGCUUUACAGAGUGAAAAGUACAGAGGAUUUAGCAGAAAAUAAAAGAAGAAAGGCCCUUCUUUUUCCUCUGUGUUUCCUUCUUUUUAAGCUUUACUUCUCUAUCCAUUUCCCUGGGAUUAUGGGUUCUUCUCAACAACAACAACAUCAUCACGACGACUCGAACUGCGUUCGUGUUCAUGGACCUAUAAUCGUAGGCGCAGGGCCUUCCGGUCUAGCAACAUCAGCUUGCUUAACUCAACAUGGGGUGCCUUCCAUUAUCCUUGAGAAAAGCGAUUGCUUGGCUUCUCUAUGGCAACACCGAACUUAUGAUCGUCUCAAACUCCACCUCCCCAAACAGUUUUGCCAGUUACCUCUCAUGGGUUUCCCUCGAAAUUUCCCAAAGUACCCGACCAAGCGCCAGUUCAUCUCCUACUUGGAAUCCUACGCUUCACACUUCUCGAUUCACCCGAGGUUAAACCAAGCCGUGCAAAGCGCCGAGUACGAUGAUGUUUCGGAGGUUUGGAGGGUUCAAACUCAGGACUCCGAGUACAUUUCGAGGUGGCUUAUCGUUGCUACCGGCGAAAAUGCCGAGCCUGUUAUACCAGACAUUCCCGGGAUCAACAAGUUCCACGGCUCUGUCGUUCAUACCAGCGAAUACAAGUCCGGUUUCGAGUUUAAAAACCAAAGGGUUUUGGUCGUCGGAUGCGGCAACUCCGGCAUGGAGGUCAGCUUGGACCUUUGUCUAUACAAUGCAAUCCCUCACAUGGUUGUUCGGAACACGGUGCAUGUAUUGCCAAGGGAAAUGCUUGGUUUCUCAACAUUUGGGAUUGCAAUGUCAUUUCUCAAAUGGUUCCCACUAAGGCUAGUAGACAAGUUCCUGCUGCUGGUAUCCAAUUUCAUCCUAGGCAACACCGACCGAAUCGGUCUCCGGCGGCCAAAGACCGGUCCAAUCGAGAUCAAGAACGUCACGGGAAAGACGCCGGUGCUGGAUGUCGGGGCAUUAUCACUGAUAAAAUCUGGGAAAAUUAAGGUGAUGGAAGGUGUGAAAGAGAUAACAAGGAAUGGAGCAAAGUUUGCGGAUGGACAAGAGAAGGAGAUUGAUUCAAUAAUCUUGGCGACUGGGUACAAAAGCAAUGUGCCUACUUGGCUCAAGAGGUGUGAGUCGUUUUUCAACGAAGAUGGGAUGCCGAUAACGCCGUUUCCUGACGGAUGGAAAGCCGAGAAGGGGUUGUACACGGUUGGGUUCACAAGAAGAGGGCUCCAAGGAACGGCUUCCGACGCCGUUAAAAUUGCUAUAGACAUUGCUCAACAAUGGCGGCCAAUUAACAACAACAGUUGUAAUUCUCAUGUUAUCCAGCUCAAAGGAAGAUGA